Gossypium arboreum is the source of this 2438-nucleotide messenger RNA. Its product is annotated as ABC transporter G family member 1-like. The transcript has 8 exons. NCBI's taxonomy places the organism in Eukaryota, Viridiplantae, Streptophyta, Magnoliopsida, Malvales, Malvaceae. Gene Ontology annotation, molecular function: ABC-type transporter activity; ATP binding; ATP hydrolysis activity. Bases 147 to 2168 code for a protein of 673 amino acids. The record is from RefSeq and is a predicted model, not a curated record. Gene Ontology annotation, cellular component: membrane.
CUUUAGUUGGAAAGUCUUGCAUCUUCACGUAUACGUAAACAUAAAUACCCCACCAUCACCACAAUAAAAAGAAUGGUUAAUAAUUAAGGAUGGGCAGUAGCUUCACUCAAUCUCUUCUCAUUCAUUAACUUAGUCCAGUAUUCAGCAUGUCAUCUCAAAACCAUCACCCUGAAGCAGCUGAGAAUUACAACUUGGAGAUUCAAAGCAUGGUUUCUGGAAAAGUCGGUUCCUACAAUGAAGCGGCGUCUUUCAGGAUUGAGACGGAAGCAGGUGAUGGCGUUUUCUUGACAUGGACUGAUCUUUGGGUGACUGUUUCUGGGGGCACAAAGGGAAGCAGGGCGAUCUUACAAGGGCUCACAGGAUAUGCUGAGCCAGGGAAGGUGUUAGCCAUCAUGGGACCUUCAGGGUGUGGCAAGUCAACCCUUCUUGAUACACUGGCAGGAAGGCUACUAAGUUCGCGUAUGCAUCAAACAGGGGAGAUCCUAAUUAAUGGUCGCAAGGAAACACUUGCUUUUGGAACUUCGGCUUAUGUUACUCAAGAUGAUACUUUAAUGACAACGCUUACAGUAAGGGAAGCUGUUUUCUACUCAGCACAGCUUCAGCUGCCUGAUUCCAUGUCAAUAUCUGAAAAGAAAGAAAGAGCUGAAAUGACAAUCAGAGAAAUGGGGUUGCAAGAUUCCAUGGACACCAGAAUCGGAGGGUGGAGCACCAAAGGACUUAGUGGUGGACAAAAGCGGAGAGUCAGCAUUUGUAUUGAGAUCUUAACAUGGCCCGAGCUUCUCUUUCUUGACGAGCCCACUAGUGGACUAGAUAGUGCAGCAUCCUACCAUGUUAUGAAUCGGAUUGUGAAACUAGCUCACCAACAUGGAAGGACUAUAAUCGCAUCCAUUCAUCAACCUAGUAGUGAAGUUUUUGAGCUCUUCCAUAAUCUUUGCCUACUUUCCUAUGGCAAAACAGUCUAUUUUGGUCCUGUUUCAAUGGCAGAGAUGCUUUUUGCUACAAAUGGCUUCCCAUGUCCACCUUUAAGGAACCCAUCAGAUCACUAUCUUAGAACAAUCAACAAAGACUUUGAUGAAGACAUAGAGCAAGGAAUAGGAAGCAAUAGCACAGAGGAAAUCAUUGACGCACUUGUUAAGUCUUACAAGUCAUCAGAGAUAUGCAAGCAAGUUCAGCAUAACGUAUUAAAGAUAUCCCAACAAAAAAGAGGGCCUCUAGAGAAGAAGGGAAGUCAAGCCAGCUUUAUUACCCAAAGCAUUGUUCUUACAAAAAGAUCUUUUAUUAAUAUGUAUCGUGAUUUAGGCUACUACUGGCUUCGCUUUGCAAUCUACAUUGCAUUAUGUUUAUGUGUUGGGACUAUAUUCCAUGAUAUUGGCUUAACCUACGGCUCAAUUCAGGCUAGAGGAUCCAUGCUCAUGUUUGUUGCGGCAUUCUUGACUUUCAUGGCGAUAGGAGGAUUCCCUUCUUUUGUUGAAGACAUGAAGAUAUUUGGCCGAGAAAGACUAAAUGGACAUUAUGGGGUUGGAGCAUUUGUCAUUGGAAACACAAUUUCAUCCAUUCCUUACUUAUGUGUUAUCUCUUUAAUCCCAGGAGCACUAGCCUAUUACCUGGUUGGACUUCAAAAGAGUUUUGAUCACUUUAUGUACUUUGUCAUAUUGCUCUUCACUAGCACGAUGCUGGUCGAGAGCAUAAUGAUGACUGUUGCAAGCGUUGUGCCGAAUUAUCUCAUGGGAAUCAUUACAGGAGCUGGUAUUCAAGGGAUAAUGAUUUUAAAUGGCGGUUUCUUUCGGUUGCCUGACGACCUCCCUAAACCAUUCUGGAGGUACCCCAUGUACUACAUCGCAUUUCACAAGUAUGCGAAUCAAGGAUUCUACAAGAAUGAAUUUGAAGGAUUAAGUUUCCCCGGCAAUCAAGUUGGGGGACCUCCCACCAUUACUGGUGAUGAAGUCUUGAGAAGCUUUUGGCAAGUUGAAAUGGGAUACUCUAAAUGGAUUGAUCUUGCAAUCUUGUUUGGCAUGGUGGUUGUAUACCGUCUCAUGUUCUGGGGAAUUAUUAUCACAGUUGAAAAGAUUAAGCCUCUUAUCAAAGAUUAUAUGGCGGCCGCUGCUAAGAAAUCAAGUAUGAUAUUAGAAAACCCUUCCUCUAUUUCUUCACAAUUAGAAAUGCUUUGAAAGGUUGCAUAUUAAGUAUUUAUAUUGUUAUGACUUUGUCUAGGUUUGCAAUUCAAUAGAAUUUAACUACUCUCCUUGUUUGAAAUGAACACCAAUUUUAUGGUUUUUGUUUACGAUGCCAUUGGCGUGGACUAAUAUGAAAUAACUACCUUUCUAGUUACAAAAGAAAGGUAUGAGACAAUAAAUAUCUCCUGUUUUAUCAGAAGAAUUUGUAUACCAAAGUGGUAUAAAUGGUAUAUGCGAACAAAGUAAUCAAUUGUAUUGUAAAAA